Molecule: messenger RNA, 556 nt
Organism: Suillus paluster
Lineage: Eukaryota; Fungi; Basidiomycota; Agaricomycetes; Boletales; Suillaceae
Product: ribosomal protein L38e
Exons: 4
Coding region: 63-314 (83 amino acids)
Biological process (GO): translation; protein-RNA complex assembly
Cellular component (GO): ribosome; cytosolic large ribosomal subunit
Molecular function (GO): structural constituent of ribosome
Source: RefSeq, a predicted model, not a curated record
ACACCAGUUAGCUGGACAUCGUUAGAUAUGGUAAGUAAGACUUCAAGACUCAGUACUCCGUCAUGCCUAAAGAAAUCCGGGAUAUCAAGCAGUUCAUCGAGAUUGCGCGGCGGAAGGAUGCUUCCCAGGCCCGUAUAAAAAAAAUCGCCGCAAAAUCUGCAUCCGGAAAGGUGCAAACUAAGUUCAAAGUGCGGUGUUCACGAUACUUGUACACCCUUUCGGUGGACGACCCAGAGAAGGCUGAGAAACUCAAGCAGAGCUUGCCCCCAGGCUUGAGCGUGGUAGAGCUCGGCGCAACACCGAAGAAGAAGUGACGACGUUCUUUCAUCUCACACUUCUAGCAUGAUGUAUGCGUUGCAUUGGAGGGGCACCGAUCGAUCUAUGCAUCACCGACCUACAUAUGAUGAAUAUGCAUGCAGGUCACACGUACUUGUCUUAUUAUGCGAACAAAGACAGAUAGCUUUCGCCUCGCUUGACUUAUACAGCCUUUGAUUCAUACACUCAUCCAUUCUAUGAUACCCAGCAUGACGCAUGUGCCAAGAAGCGUGCAUGUACC